Pseudoliparis swirei is the source of this 764-nucleotide messenger RNA. RefSeq names its product immediate early response 3-interacting protein 1-like. Gene Ontology annotation, cellular component: Golgi membrane; COPII-coated ER to Golgi transport vesicle; endoplasmic reticulum membrane. The record is from RefSeq and is a predicted model, not a curated record. The transcript is spliced from 3 exons. Gene Ontology annotation, biological process: endoplasmic reticulum to Golgi vesicle-mediated transport. The coding region runs from base 75 to 323 and encodes 82 amino acids. NCBI's taxonomy places the organism in Eukaryota, Metazoa, Chordata, Actinopteri, Perciformes, Liparidae.
GCCACCGUAGGCUACGUCUGAAGUAAAUACUGGAUGCUAGCUCACGACUAAGCUAGCUAGAUACCUGUGAAAACAUGGGUUUUACUUUGUAUUCUCUCAUUCAAGCAGCGAUCCUGUGCGUCAACGCUGUCGCUGUAUUGCACGAAGACAGAUUUCUGAGUAAAAUUGGAUGGGGAGUGAACCAAAGUGUCGGAGGUUUUGGUGAUGAACCAGGCGUCAAAGUGCAGCUGAUGAACCUUGUCCGCUCUGUGAGGACCGUGAUGAGAGUGCCGUUGAUUGCCGUGAAUGCAGUCUGCAUAGUGCUGCUGCUUCUGUUUGGAUAGGGAGAGAGUCGGGGGAGAUGAGACCCACCAGUCCGCCGUCUAGAGAACAUCUCCAUCACCUCAGGAACCCUUCUGCAAAACAUUGGAUCACGUUGACUCACACAAUGUCCCGUCAGCCUGAAUGUGAAUAUUAUCAUGUAAUAUCCCACAUCAAUACUUGGGAUAUUUGUCUAGGCCUGUUUUGUCCAGCACAGUAAUUCAGCUACAUAUAAUGGUUAACUUAUCUUUUCUUUUGAAUAGCACAAUAAAAUGCUGAAUAUGAAACACAACAUUUGCCUAAGAUGUAACAAUCAAUAAGAAAUAAACGUGAACACAUUUGUUUUUCAGAGAUAAAUAUAUUAUUCACAUGAAUAACGACUGUACAAUGUGUGUGGUUUAUAUGUAAACAUGUAAAUUAAUGAUUGUUGAAAUGCGCGCAAAGAAAGAUGUUUUUAAAAGUCA